AUGAAGGGAGGAAUUGCCGCCGCUGCCGUUGCGGCCAUGGCCACUGGCGCCCAGGCUGCCCUGCCUCACCACCGACGUGCUCAUGAGCUGUUCCGUCGUGGUGGAGAGGUCUGCGUUCCCAGCUGCACCACCAUCUGGACCACUUACUAUGGCGAGCCUACUCUUGUCCCCAACCCUCCUUCGCCUCCCAAGCCCACCAAGCAGGCCAUCACUACCCAGGAGGCUGCUAAGCCCAAGCCUACCACCGCUUAUGAGGCUCCUACCACCAAGGCUCCCGAGCCUGUUGCUCCCACCACCACCAAGGUCGUUGUUCCCAUCCCGACCCCUGAGGAGUACAAGUGCCCUACUCCCGGCACUUACACCUUCCCCGCUACCACCAUGACUGUGACCGAGUCUACCACCGUUUGCGUUGGCGAGACCACCAAGGUUCCUGCUGGAACUCACACCAUGGGCGGUGUCACCACCAUUGUUGAGACUGCUACCACUGUCACCUGCCCUUACGCCAAGGAGACCGAGCACGACGGCGUCGUUACCAGCGUCAUUGAGACCACCACCUACGUCUGCCCCUCCGCUGGUACUUACACCAUUGCUCCUAUCACCAAGACCUGCGAGGAGGAGACUGUCAUCGUCUACCCCGUCCCUACCAGCUACGUCCCUGGUACCUACACUGCUCCCGAGCAGGUUGUCACCGUCACUGAGACCGACUUCGUCUACGUCUGCCCCUACUCUGAGUCCGGUGUUCCCGCCACUACCGAGGUUCCUGCCACCACCAAGGCUCCUGAGGCUCACAAGCCCCAGCCUCCCAAGGAAACCAAGCCCGUCUACGAAGCUCCCGAGCCUAAGCCCGAGCCCCCUAAGGAAGAGAAGCCUACUGCUCCUACCUACGAGGUUCCUAGCCAGGUCCCCGAGGCUCCCAAGCCUGAGCCUACCAAGGAGACCAAGCCCGUCUACUCCGCUCCUGAAGCUCCUGCCUCCACCAAGCCUGCUGUCGAGAAGCCCUCCGAGGCCCCUAAGCCCAAGCCUAAGCCUUCCAACCCCGGUAACCUGAAGGGCGGAAACGACCACUACGGUAUCACCUACACUCCUUACGAGUCAUCCACCGGCAAGUGCAAGGCUGGCGACCAGGUUGACAAGGAUAUCGCUGCCCUCAAGGAGGCUGGUUUCCAGAUCAUCCGAUCCUACUCUACCGACUGCGAUACCCUCAAGACCGUCGCCCCUGCUUGCAAGAAGUACGGCAUUGACAUGAUCGUCGGUGUCUUCGUCAAGGCCUCUGGCUGCACCUACGAGACCCCCGAGAUCAAGGAGCAGGUCGAUGCCCUCGCCGAGUGGGCCCAGUGGGAUCAGGUCAAGCUCUUCACCGUCGGUAACGAGGCCAUCAUGAACAACUUCUGCUCUCCCAAGGAGCUCGCCGACCUCAUCACUGUCGUCAAGGAGAAGUGCUCUGGUUACAACGGUCCUUACACCAUCGCCGAGACCCUCAACAUCUGGCAGCGAGAGGACGUCAAGGGCGCCAUCUGUGGUGUUGUUGAUGUCACUGGUGCCAACAUCCACCCUUACUUCAACGCCGAGGUCACCCCCUCCAGCGCUGGUGAGUUUGUUCAGGGCCAGCUCGACCUUCUCAGCGGUAUCUGCAAGGGUAACGAUGUCAUCAACCUGGAGUGCGGCUGGCCCUCUGCUGGUGAGUGCAACGGCUCUGCUUGCCCCGGUAAGAAGGAACAGGCCGAGGCCAUCAAGUCCAUCCGCAAGACCUGUGGUGAGAAGACCGUCUUCUUCUCCUACGAGGAUGACCUCUGGAAGGAGCCCGGUGACUGCAACUGUGAGCGCAGCUGGGGUUGCAAGUCUUCCUUCAUCGGUGGUUACUAA
Molecule: messenger RNA, 1863 nt
Organism: Fusarium coffeatum
Lineage: Eukaryota; Fungi; Ascomycota; Sordariomycetes; Hypocreales; Nectriaceae
Exons: 2
Coding region: 1-1863 (620 amino acids)
Biological process (GO): cell wall organization
Cellular component (GO): extracellular region; cell surface; fungal-type cell wall
Molecular function (GO): glucan endo-1,3-beta-D-glucosidase activity; 1,3-beta-glucanosyltransferase activity
Source: RefSeq, a predicted model, not a curated record